AUGACCGAUACAGUGGCCUGUGCAUGUGGGAAAGUCUGCAAAAACUUUCGAGGGCUAAAGAUUCACCAGGCGAGGAGCAACUGUCAGCAACCUGAUAGAUUGAGGCAACGCAAAGGGUUACCUGAUAAGACGAGGGAGAAGACUGGUCCGGUGGCCAACCAUAGUACCAGAAGUCUCUCAGCACCAGUUUUGUCACUAACUGGAAGUGGUUGCUCGCCUGAAGAAUUGCAGUCCUUAGAAUCCUUAGCAGAGACAGAAAAAGCAGUUGGGAACAGUUCAGAGGAUGAACUGCUGAUGACUCAGACAGACAAGACAGAAGAGUCUCCAAUCUUCAGCCAAUUCAUAGGAGAAGAAUCCCCAAUAUUUCCCCCUAAGGCUAGAGAAAGCCCGGCUGUCACUCCCAAUGAACAGAGCACAGACCAAUGGUCAACAAAAGACAGAAGGAAAGUCCCCAACAUCAUUAAACGCCAGAAGAUAUCUUGGCCAAGAACCAAUGACAAGAAGUGGGAUAUGUUCGACAACGAUCUUGACAUUAUCCUUCAGACCACUCUCCAAGGUAGGGUAGAAAGGAAAAUCAACGUCUUGACCACCCUAGUCUACUCACUGGGUCUUGAACGAUUCGGCACUGAUGGAAAGGAGAGUCAGCCGAAACCAGCUCCUAACCCAAACAGGAGGGAACGUGAAAAGAAGAAGGUCAGGGAAGAGCUUAAUUCCCUGAGAAAGAGAUACAAGAAGGCCAAUGAAGUAGAAAGGAAGGGACUGGCGAAGCUUAGAGAAGAGCUUAGAUCUAGAUUGAAAAUCUUGACAACAGCAGAACGACUUCGGAGGAAACGUAGAGAACGAACAAGGAAAAGGGCAGCUUUCAUCGCAAACCCGUACAAGUUCACCAAGACUUUGCUUGGCGAAGAGAGGGGAGGUAGCCUUCAAAGUGACCAGGAGGAAGUAGCCCAGUACCUAAGAGAAGUCCACUCCGACCCAGAAGGGGCCCAGCCUUUAGGUGACUGUGACAAGAUAACACCUGCCGAUCACCCACAGUUCCCAUUGGACCUGAAAGAGCCAACACUCCAAGAAGUCAAAGACGUUGUCAAGAAAGCAAGAGCCUGCUCUGCUCCUGGCCCAAGUGGUAUUCCAUACAAGGUCUACAAGAAAUGCCCAAAGCUGCUGAGAAGACUUUGGCUCCUCCUUAGAGCUGUAUGGAAGAAAGGCUCGGUUCCUGAAUGCUGGCAGGCAGCAGAGGGCUGUUUUGCCCCUAAAGAGAAAGACUCAAAGAAUGUCAAGCAAUUUCGAACCAUCUCACUUCUCAGUGUCGAAGGGAAGAUAUUUUUCUCUAUCUUGGCAAGACGGCUUACCAUAUACAUGACCACCAACACCUACAUUGAUACAUCAGUGCAGAAGGGUGGCAUCCCUGGAUUCUCAGGGUGUGUUGAACACACAAGUGCCCUCACUCAACUGCUUCACGAGGCUAGAAUAAACAAGAAGAACCUGAUGAUUGUGUGGCUAGACCUCGCCAACGCCUAUGGCUCCAUCCCCCACCAGCUAAUCCAAGAAGCACUACAGCAUUACCAUGUACCGGAGCAUGCAAGAAGCCUCAUACGGAGCUACUACAGCAAUAUCCACCUCAGGUUCUCAUGCAAGAGCUUCACAACAUCUUGGAUAUCGCUCGAAAAGGGUAUAGUCACAGGCUGUUCUAUUUCCGUGAUUCUCUUUGUUAUGGGAAUGAAUAUGAUCCUGAGAGCAGGGGAAAGAGAAACACGAGGGCCACUUACCAACGCAGGCAUCCGUCUACCAGCAAACAGAGGAUUCAUGGAUGAUCUCACCACAACCACAGAAACCCAUAUCCAAGCUAGAUGGAUCCUGAAAGCCCUAGAUGAGACUGUGACAUGGGCAAGAAUGGUUUUUAAGCCAAAGAAGUCCAGGUGUCUGGUAGUAAAGAAGGGAAAGAUCACGACACAGUUCAAGUUAUUCAUCCAAGGCGAGGAAAUCCCAUCAUUGGUAGAUAACCCAAUCAAGUGCCUAGGUAAAUGGUUUGAUUCUACACUCUCAGACAAGAGCAGCAAAGGAAGAAUCCGGCAACAACUUGAGGAAGGUCUCCGGAGAAUUGACAGAGCAGAACUACCAGGGAAGUUCAAGUCCUGGAUCUAUCAGCACGGUCUACUACCAAGGCUUGUUUGGCCACUGAUGGUCAACGAGAUACCAGUGAGUCUAGUGGAGCAACUCGAACAGGCAGUAAGCAAGCACAUAAGAAGAUGGCUAGGGCUGCCACCAUCGUUCAGCUCCAUAGGACUAUAUGGAAGGUGUACAAAGCUGCAGAUGCCACUGACAUCCCUAGUAGAGGAAUACAAGGUAGCAAAAGCAAGGCUGUUCCUAACACUACGGGACUCAGCAGACCAGAAGAUAAGUAAAGCUGGAAUAGAAAUCCGAACAGGGAGGAAGUGGUCGGCAAGCAAGGCAGUUGAACAAGCCGAGAGUAGUCUGCACCACCAGGUCAUUGUUGGAGCUACCAACAAAGGUCGGGAAGGCCUAGGGCAUGGGCAACAGCCCCGAUGGGAAAAGGCAGACAGCCAGGAAAGACGCUCCAUGGUACAACAGGAAAUCAGAAGGUCAGAAGAUACCCAUCGGUCUGCAAGAUCUGUGCAGAUGGGCCAACAAGGUUGUUGGAGUCGAUGGAAUCUGCCAGAGAGAAAGCUGACAUGGAGUGAACUCUGGCAGUAUGAACCCCUCCAGCUGUCCUUUUUACUGAGAUCAGUAUAUGAUCUUUUGCCAACACCAACAAACCUUGAAAGAUGGAAGCUUAGUGACGACCCAAGCUGUCCACUAUGCAGCCAGAGAGGGACACUAGCACAUGUACUCUCAUCCUGUCCUGUUGCUCUCUCUCAAGGUCGUUACAGAUGGAGGCAUGACCAAGUCCUGCGAGUGCUUGCCGACAUCCUGGAGCAAGAAAGAAGGAAGGAGCGGCAAAUCAACACCAAAGGGCCAGGUUACAUCAACUUUGUCAGGGAAGGACAGAAGGCAAAGGGUAGCCAGAACACAAGCCUGCUACAAGAGGCCAGACACUGGGAGAUGAAGGUUGAUCUCCAACAGAAACUUGUAUUCCCAGAUGUUGUUCAAACAAACCUACGCCCUGAUAUAGUCAUCUGGUCAACAGCUCCAAAAAAGAUGAUACUCCUGGAACUGACUGUCCCUUGGGAAGAAAGAACUGAUGAAGCAAAUGAAAGGAAGCGGUCAAAGUACCAAGAACUGGCAGACAUGUGCAGGGAGAGAGGGUACACCACCUGGAUCUUCCCUGUAGAAGUAGGAUGUAGGGGCUUCCCUGCACAAUCUGUGUGGAAAGCGCUAGGAGCUUUGGGCAUCAAAGGCAGCGCUAGGAAAAGCUCUGUACGGGCCCUUGGCAAGGCGGCAGAGAGAGCGUCCAGUUGGCUCUGGCUACGACGCAAUGAAACGACAUGGAAGCCAUCACAGACGAGCAGUGAUUGA
This is a messenger RNA of Dreissena polymorpha, 3474 nucleotides long. RefSeq lists its product as uncharacterized. The coding region runs from base 1 to 3474 and encodes 1157 amino acids. The record is from RefSeq and is a predicted model, not a curated record. NCBI's taxonomy places the organism in Eukaryota, Metazoa, Mollusca, Bivalvia, Myida, Dreissenidae. The transcript has a single exon.